UGGAGCCGCGGAGUCGAGAGCCUCCCGGCUAGCGGGCGGUGGGUCCGGGGCAGGGCCGGGCUGCAUCUGGGUUCCCGGCGGCCCUCCGCCAUGAAGCUGACUCGGAAGAUGGUCCUGUCCCGGGCCAAGGCCUCGGAGCUGCACAGUGUGCGGAAGCUCAACUGCUGGGGCAGCCGCCUCACAGAUGUCUCCAUCUGCCGGGAGAUGCCCAGCCUGGAGGUGAUCACCCUCAGCGUCAACAGUGUCUCCACCCUGGAGCCCGUGAGCCGGUGCCAGCAGCUGAGCGAGCUCUACCUGCGGAAGAACUGCAUCCCCAGCCUGGCAGAGCUCUUCUACCUGAAGGGCCUGCCGCGCCUGCGCGUGCUCUGGCUGGCAGAGAACCCGUGCUGCGGCACCGACCCCCACCUCUACCGCAUGACCGUCCUGCGCAACCUGCCGCACCUGCAGAAGCUGGACAACCAGGCCGUGACCGAGGAGGAGCUGUCCCGUGCGCUGAUGGAGGGGGAGGAGGUCACAGCCCCCAGCGGACAGGGCACGGGGAAUGGCGGGCCUGCGCUGUCCUACGCCCUGAGCGCCAUGGACACCACUGCUGAGACCCGGCAGGACACGCUGGGCUGUGGCCAGGAGGAGACGAGUGCAGGAGGCCACCUGCGUGCUGCCCACUGCUCUGCGUUCCCAUUUGCAUCUUCAGCGCCCCCAACCCUGGUGGGAGCCCAGCAUCCAGAGCCAACUCAGCCUGAAGCCACCUUCCCGGGACCGGUUUCCUUCCUUCUCACAGAGGGACACCGUGAGCAGUCGCAAGAACAGGAACAAUGUGCUGACCGCCGUCCUGCUGCUCCUGAGGGAGCUGGACGCCGAGGGGCUGGAGACCGUGCACCAGACCGUGGCCAGCCGGCUCCAGGCCCUGCGCAAGCAGGACCUGCAGGAGGACGUGGAGUGACCGUCAGUCGGAAGCCCGAGCUGCCACGCCUUCCUCCCGCGACCCCGUGCCCAAGCACCUGGGAGACGUGGGGUCCCUUCCACGGCCACGGCCUCUACUGGACCCCGGCUGAGUCCCAGCACGUGGGCUGUGUCCCAGGAAGUUCAGGCCUGCCUGGGGAAGCCAAGCCCUCGGUGUGGAUGGCGCCCCAGCGAGAGCAGGAAGGGCGUCGGGCACUGUGCCAGGUGCCCUCCUGCCCGGGGCCCAGGUGCACGCCAGCCUGUGGGGGGGGCCCACCUGGACUUGGCUCUUCCUGAGGCGGGCAUGGCUGCCACCAUCCCUAAUAAAUAUCUUACUGAAGUCUGAUCUGGAAGCAGGCGUUUCCUAGGGGACAGACAUGACGUUGACGUUGUUUUGAAGGUGAGGGCUGUCACUCAUGCGCGUUUCUCCUAUCAGUUCUCUGCCCCAGUUGUGGAAUAGGCUCUGUCCACCAUGGCCAGCUUCCAGAAUGGUGCGGUCCUUAGAGUGACUUGGCAUCAGCAGACCCACACCGCUGCUGCUGGCCGCCACCGGGACAUGUCGUGCAGCUGUUAGGGUGGGGGCAGGACUGGAGAACGCACCUUCCUUUUUUCUCUGCCUUUUUGAGAGCCUGCAGGGCCAGGGGUUUGUGCGGAUGGGUGGGAGAGGCCCGGGGUGGGCAGGAUGCAGGUGCAGCCGUGGAGAGGCAGUGGCUGGGGGAGGACACCUCAGGGAGAGCCACGGGCCUUGCUCUGAUGGUAGUGCUGCAGGCCGAGGGGCCUUCCUAGUGCUCCCCUGCAGCUGAGGAUGCCUCCCUGGGCUGGGGAGCGGCGUGGCCUCUGAGCCGGUAGCCGGUCUUACUGUGGCCGGGACAGGAGCAGGGUUGCCUUCACCCCCGCUCCGGUUGAUGGGGACCCAGAUCUGUGUAAUGUGUCCAUCACCGUGCUAGCAGAGGGGUGACUUGUGCGCCGUGUGCAAGGAUCCAGGUGGGGUGGCCAUGCCCAGGAGACGGUGCUGCCCUUAAAAGAGAGGCUGCACUCAGGCCAGCGAGUUUCAAACGGCCUGGGGCCCAGGAGGGCUGCUGGGCGCUGGGUGCUGGGCCCCCGGCGGGUGGUUGCUCUCUGGGGCAUCUGUGGUUCUCCAGGAACUGAGUGGCAGAAGCGAGGCGUCGCCAUGUGGGGGCGUCUGUGAGGGGUGGCCACCCGGCCGUGUGUGCACUUUCCUCUGUAUGUGGGGACAGGCAGACUCUCAAUAAAGCG
This is a messenger RNA of Zalophus californianus (California sea lion), 2196 nucleotides long. RefSeq names its product cilia and flagella associated protein 410 (gene CFAP410). The transcript is spliced from 8 exons. NCBI's taxonomy places the organism in Eukaryota, Metazoa, Chordata, Mammalia, Carnivora, Otariidae. The record is from RefSeq and is a predicted model, not a curated record. Gene Ontology annotation, molecular function: protein binding. The coding region runs from base 91 to 1236 and encodes 381 amino acids. Gene Ontology annotation, biological process: cytoskeleton organization.